AUGCCCCUCUCGAACGAGACAGACUCCGCCGCAGGAGGAGUUCCUCUCUCAGUGGACUUCGACAGUCCCGAGGACUACCUGGUCUUCAUUUUCCAGCUCGUGUACGCCACGAGCACGGUCCUUCUGGCCGGAACAGUGGUGAUCAGCAUCGCGGCCACCAGGGCGCUGCGCCUCCAGAACAGAUUCAUCUUCAUGCUCAACACCAGCGUGUGCGACACGCUGGUCGGCCUCUCCGUGUAUUACCUCGGUCUGUUCGACGUGAACGAGGGGUACCCGCCCAGAAACGGGACUCAGAACGUGCUGCCUUCGCUUUUAGGUGUCAACAUCCUGACUUUCCUGUUCGCGCAGUUCGACAGGUACUUCGCCGUGUGCCACCCCUUCAUCUACAGCCGCUUCAUCACCAGGCCCUUCGUGAUUUGCGUCAACAUCUACUGCUGGGUCUACAACUUUGCGCACCUGCUCGCCAGAAACGUGCUGCCGAUUUCCAAAGCCAUGCAGCUCUACGUGAUCAGCAUCAUCCUCUUUCAGCUGGUCGUGCUCACCAAGGUGGUCAUGACCAUCAAACUGUACGUGAUCGCCAGGUUCCAGCUGGAGAGGGAUCCUCCCAGCGCCGACAAGGAGAGCAAGAAGGAGUCGUUGAAAAUCAUCAUCUUCGUGGUCAUCAGCUUCUUGGUCCUGUGGUGUCCCUCUUUUAUAAAUAUCAUCUUGCGGUUCGUGGGGGGAAGAGGGCUGGUGUUUAGAAACGAGGCCACCAACGUGUUCGCCAUCAUGGCUCGCCUGAACGCCCUGUGCACGCCGUCCGUGUACGUGUGGGGCAGCCCGGCGCUGCGGGAGGCCAUGCUGAAGAGGGUGUGGGGCAGAGCGUGUCCCAGGUGCAGGAGCAGGUAG
Salarias fasciatus (jewelled blenny) is the source of this 888-nucleotide messenger RNA. RefSeq lists its product as uncharacterized. The transcript has a single exon. The record is from RefSeq and is a predicted model, not a curated record. Gene Ontology annotation, biological process: G protein-coupled receptor signaling pathway. Gene Ontology annotation, cellular component: membrane. Lineage: Eukaryota; Metazoa; Chordata; Actinopteri; Blenniiformes; Blenniidae. The coding region runs from base 1 to 888 and encodes 295 amino acids. Gene Ontology annotation, molecular function: G protein-coupled receptor activity.